AUGGAAGAUUCACCCCUUGCUGCUCCUUUGCCCCGUCUCACCAGAACUCAUGUCAGUCGCGCGGACAGCGAGCGGCGUAGAACAUCCCAGAGUAGAAGGCAAGACCCGAUAUGCCAUAUUCAACAGGGGGUAGCCGGCCUCAUCCUCGAUUACACCACCCCAUUCUGCACUGAUAUCAUGAAUGCUCCCAAGGAGCCUAAGAUGAAGCCGCCAGCUAUUGACGCCUAUGAUGGCACUUCUGAUCCUGAUGUACAUCUCUUGGCCUAUCGGCAUCACAUGUAUGUCCAAGGGACUACUGACGCAACUUGGUGCAAAUACUUCCCGUCCACUGUGAAAGGAGUCCCCUCAAAAUGGUUCGAGAAGUUGCCCGCUAGAACGAUCAACACUUAUGUAGAAUUAGAGAUGUUGUUUUCUGCAAGAUUUAUGGCUUAUAAAGAAGAGAAGAAGACGAGCAUGCAUCUGGGCCGAACACAGCAAGGGAAAGAUGAAUCUUUGCGAAGCUAUGUCCGACGUUUCAAUUUAGAGUCAGGACAGAUUCCAGACCUACCCGACGGGGUGGCUUUUGAUAAUUUCUUUAGGGGACUUAAGAAGGGGUCCUUUAAGUUUGAUUUGGUGAAGAAAAGUGUGAGAACUAUGGCCGACGCUUUGGAUGAGGCCGAGUCCUUUAUUCAUGCCACCGAAAUCUGCUCUGUCCCCAAUGAAUCUAAGGGAACAGAGACCGCAGACCAUCUUCAGCGCAAGGACUGGACAAAUCACAUAAAAAGACCAGCCGUCCGAAUGGGACGUGGGCCAUUGAGAAGAAGGGAUAUCGGGCAAACCCCUCCCAAGGACAGAAGAGAGGACGAUCCUAUGACAAAGAAAGAUUGCAAGAGUCUGCGUAGAGCUCUUGAUGGAUUAGCCGCCAAAGGAUUUCUGAAAUCAUAUCUCAGCUCGAGCAUAGGGGGAAGUGGUAAAAAGUUCUACAAGAAAAGUAAGUCACCGUCAUAUCGACGUGAUGACAAUGACACUGAUCCAGAAAUUGUAGCUGUUAUCUCAGGGGGCCUAGCCGCUGGGGGCCCAACAAUGAGAGGUCAAAAGGACUAUACAAGCCGGUUGGGGGGCAAGAUAGCCACUCCUCAUGACGACCCCUUGGUUAUUGAGCUGAAGGUAGCAAACCUCAAAGUAAGGCGUAUUCUAGUAGACACGGGGAGUUCGUCAGACAUUAUCAGCACAACUUGUCUAAAUCGUCUUGAGCAUGAUCCUAAGACAAUUGAAAAGAUACAUUAUCCGAUCAUUGGAUUCGGAGGCGGCAUAGUUCAUCCCCAAGGGAUAAUCACUCUGCCCCUACGAGUAGGAGGUCGGCAUCAAAGUAAGAACUUGAACGUCCGAUUUCUAAUUGUGAAAGACCUCACCGCUUACAAUAUCAUAUUGGGCCGCCCAACUUUGAAUCAUGCCAAAGCAGUGGUCGUCACUCAUCUUAUGCUCAUGAAAUAUGUCUGUGAUAAAGGCCAGGUCGGCACUAUUCAUGGUGAUCAACAGCUAGCAAGAGAUUGUUAUCUCACUACGCUAAGUCCCGAGGCUUGGGGGAAAAUUGACGAAGCGAGAGCAAGCUCAAAAAGAAAGCUAGACGAGAUACAGGAGAAAGUCAAGAAAGAAACCUUUACCAUUGCCACGGCUCACAUGGAGGCAAGGAGACCUAAGCCGAUUGGUGGACAUUAUGAAAUCAUUCUUGAUGAAGCGCGUCCAGAUAGGACGGUGCCAGUAGGAGUCUCUCCGGACGAUCGGCUUGGGGCACAUUUGGUCACUCUCCUGAGAGAGUACCACGACAUCUUUGCUUUUGCUGUGGAGGAGAUGCCGGGCAUUGAUCCAAGUAUAGCCGUCCACAAACUCAACGUAGAUGAGUCCUUAAAACCUGUUCGUCAGAAGAAGAGAAAUCAUGGGGAAGCAAGAAACAAAGCCGCGGCUGAAGAAGUUUGGAAGUUGUUAGAGGCUGGGUUCAUUCGGCCAAGUCAAUAUCCGGAUUGGGUAGCAAAUGUAGUGUUGGUUCCAAAGCCUAAUAAGUCAUGGAGAAUGUGUGUGGACUACACGGAUUUAAACAAGGCCUGUCCAAAAGACAGCUUCCCUCUGCCCAAAAUAGAUCGGUUGGUAGACUCGACAGCCGGUCAUGCUAUGAUGUCCUUCAUGGACGCCUAUUCAGGUUUUCAUCAGAUUCCCUUGUGGCCAGAAGACCAGGAAAAAACGUCAUUUGUUACUGAGCAAGGCUUGUACUGCUAUAAAGUGAUGCCGUUAGGCUUAAAGAAUGCGCCGGCCACAUUUCAGCGUCUAGUCAAAACUGUCUUCUCUAAUCAGUUGGGACGAAACAUCGAAGCCUACAUUGAUGAUAUGAUAGUAAAAAGCAAGCAACGUGAAGAACACCUGGCUGACUUGAGAGAAACUUUUGAGACGCUCCGAAAAUAUCAGAUGAGGUUAAAUCCAAAGAAGUGUGUUUUUGGAGUAACGGCUGGGAAGUUCUUGGGUUUCCUUAUUGAUGAAAGGGGAAUUGAGGCCAACCUUGACAAAGUACAAGCAGUAAUAGAUAUGACGUCGCCAAAGUCAGUGAAAGAAGUCCAACGUCUGACUGGAUGUCUAGCGGCCCUGGGACGGUUCUUAUCAAGAGCAGGUGACAAGUCCAACUCAUUGUAA
Messenger RNA from Spinacia oleracea (spinach), 2661 nucleotides. RefSeq lists its product as uncharacterized. The record is from RefSeq and is a predicted model, not a curated record. Bases 1 to 2661 code for a protein of 886 amino acids. The transcript has 3 exons. Lineage: Eukaryota; Viridiplantae; Streptophyta; Magnoliopsida; Caryophyllales; Amaranthaceae.